AUUAGUUACAAAAACAAAAGCACAAGAGCACAAAUGAACGGCAACGUAACUGACAAAAGCAGAAGCCGAUAAAAAGCCACCCUUACGACGGGCGCCGCGUUGCCAGGCGUCAGACGGCAGGCGGCAGAGGCAGCUUUUCUAAGGGUUCGCAUUCAGUUGAACAGCAAACUUCGAAGCGUACGGUUCGCAGUUCGGUUGCGUUUCUAUUCUUUAUUCUCCAACAAUUUCAGCAAACUUCUCACACACUCACACCGAUACCGUUUGAUAGCGACAGGCCAACCAACCAGCAGACAGAAUAUUCGCUCAUACACAGUCCGUGUGCGCGUGUGUGUGUGUGUGUGUGCUCGUGUUCGUGUUAGUGCAUGUGUGUGUGCUUGUGUUGAGUGUGUGUGUGUUUUUCUCGACUUGUCGACGUUCUCCUCAAACCAAAUACGUUAAAAAAAUACAUACAUAUAUAUAAAAAGAAGUGCAAAGAUGGCCGAAAAUUGUCCAAAAUGCAAGAAAUCAAUCAACUCGAAGGAUGCAAUCAUCAUCUGCAACUCGGACGACUGCCUAAAGAAGUUCCAUCGCACGUGCGUCAAUAUAGACGAUGCGAUGUACGAUUUGAUACAGAAGAACCCAAUGAUAUCGUUUAACUGUGAUGAGUGCAGAAAUCAAUCGCCGAAGGCACUGUCCGCCAAGCUGCACACCAUCGAGGAGAAGGUGAACAAGGUGUGCAACGGCGUCAAUCAGAUCCAGGGUCGGAUGUACCAACAGUAUUUCCAAUUUGGCAAUCAGCCCGUCAACAAUCUGGAUGGCAAAAAGCAUCCGCAGCAAAACAAUCUCAUCGUUGUUGGCAACAAUUGCAAUUCGGAUCGAUUGCAGGUCGUCUGCGACUACGGUCGCUGGGUGCAGGUGGGCAAAUUUGCGACAAACACCAGCGAGGAUGACAUUAUCGAGCAUUUGGCCGAGGAGCUGAAGAUCAACAAGAAUCUGGUCAAGUGCACCAAGCUGGUCAAAAACGAUGCCAACCUAUCGCAGCUAUCAUACUGCAAAUUCAAGAUAUCCAUACCGGACUAUCGUUUCAAUGAGCUGUUCAACGAGGCGAUUUGGCCAAGUGGCGUUAUGGUUAGCCCAUUCACACCACGCUCUCAGCUGAAUCAGAAUCGCAUAUAAAACGAGAGAGACCGGACGGGCGCAGCAGCGAGAGCAAGCCGCAGCGGCAGAGAGCGCGCCUGCGCACCAAUUGGCGAAGGGGUGGCUGCAGAGACAGAGAGUGAGAGUGGGAGUGGGAGUGGGAGGGAGAGAGCGCGCGCGGCUGAAGGAGGAGGAGGCUUGCCUGUGCCGGUCGGUCAGCGACAAUAGCAACCACAAUAACAAUAAUAAUAACAACAACAACAACAACACAGUUUUCAUUCGAUAAUGUUUUGUGCCGGGUUGGCUUCACUUUGUAUGCGAACAUUUUUCAACACUGACAACUCGAAAACUUUGUCUCAACACUUUUCGAAUUGCAGCUACACCGAAUACUUAAAGAAUUAACUUUGAAAAUGCAAUUUAAAAUGUUUUAGCGUUGCGUAAAAUUAUCGAAAAACAAAAUAAGAAAGCAAAAGAAAACCAAAACUUAAUAUUUUUAAUGGCAAACCAAAAAAUAAAUAAAAAAAAAACAAAACCAAAGUUAAAUACUUAAAUGUGCAGCAGAGUCAAAUAUUAGUCAUUUAUGAAUAUCUG
This is a messenger RNA of Drosophila montana, 1707 nucleotides long. RefSeq lists its product as uncharacterized. The transcript has a single exon. NCBI's taxonomy places the organism in Eukaryota, Metazoa, Arthropoda, Insecta, Diptera, Drosophilidae. The coding region runs from base 475 to 1155 and encodes 226 amino acids. The record is from RefSeq and is a predicted model, not a curated record.